Messenger RNA from Didymodactylos carnosus, 219 nucleotides. The record is from the annotation of a GenBank genome assembly. NCBI's taxonomy places the organism in Eukaryota, Metazoa, Rotifera, Eurotatoria, Philodinida, Philodinidae.
AUGACUAAACUAAAAAGUCAAAUGCCAGUAUUCUUAACAUUAGUCAAAAAUAUUAAAGAUGAUAAAGCGAAUAUAUAUGAGAUACUGGAAGAAAUAGUGACACAUGGAAGUGAACUAACACCAGAAUGGUAUUUGUUAUAUCAAAUAUUGCCAACAUAUGGUGUUGGGUCAAACGAAGCUGAACGGGGUUUUAGCACACUUCGUCGAGUGAAAACAUAG